UCUAAGGGAAAAACAGGAUUAAAGUUUGCUGACAUGCUGUGGCAAUCAGGUGCGCUGUGAAAAGACGGGGGAAAAAUGUCUGGCUAUGUUCCGUGGAAGGAAGAACGAAGCACCUGGGAACUUACUGUAGGUACGGAAGAGUUUUACCUCUGUGAUGUGUGCCUUCAUGUGGGGUUCACUGAGGCUUGGUUGCGAGGCAAGACCAAUCAUUUGUCUUGAAUCUCUGGGCUGGGAGCAGGCAAACUGAGGGGGACGGGACAAGCGAACUCCUCUAUCAAGACCUGAUCUAUUUCCCAAAACAAUUCAGUGUAUUCAUGAGGUUAUGCAAAUUUGGAGCCAGCAAAAUUACCGUAAUCAAUUGAAACAGCGAGUGCGCAUCCAUGGCUGUGAUUAUUUGGAGAUCAUCUAUCAGCCCGAUGUCUAUGUAACGAGGAAAGGGGCUCAUUGAAUAACUGUUGAGUUUCACUGAGAAGUCCAUGAUCAUUGGGCAAGGGACUUUGCUCAGUGAUAAUAGGGCUCCUUGGUCGACGGACGGAAGUAUUUCACCAAACAUUAGAUAGCUGUCUCUGCCCUGCUGAAAGGUGCUGCUUUGAAACUAAACCCCACACUGUCCAGACAAUCUAGUGCACCGUGUUCUCCGUAAUCUCCUUUUUUUCCCCACCUGACAAAAGGAAAAAAGAGGCGUACAAGCCACAGGUCCGAGAGGAUAAACUGAGCAUGGAGGUCAGGUACAACCAAGAGACGGAAGGGAUGGGACUGAAGAAUGGACUACAGAAGGGGAAAGAUGACAAGGACUCCCAGGGAAGCUUGUCCAAAAGCUUCCUGAAGGAGCAGCAGGACUCCUUUUCUCCCUCUGGGACCGUGGACAACUGCGAGAAGAGCCGGGGGAGCACGGGGGACCCGGACUACUGCCGGAGAAUACUGGUCCGAGAUGCUAAAGGCUCUAUCCGAGAGAUUAUCCUGCCUAAGGGUUUGGAUCUGGACCGGCCCAAGCGGACCCGCACCUCCUUCACAGCAGAGCAGCUGUACCGGCUGGAGAUGGAGUUCCAGAGGUGUCAGUACGUGGUCGGGAGGGAACGCACAGAACUGGCCCGCCAGCUCAACCUGUCUGAAACUCAGGUGAAGGUCUGGUUCCAGAACCGGCGCACUAAGCAGAAGAAGGACCAAGGGAAGGACUCAGAGCUGCGUUCGGUGGUCUCAGAGACCGCGGCCACCUGCAGUGUGCUCAGACUGCUGGAGCAGGGCCGGCUUCUGACCCCCCCGGGCCUGCCGGGCAUCUUGCCCCACUGCGGCAGUGGCACCCUGGGCUCCGCCCUGCGCCCCCCCUCCAUGGCCAUGGCCAGCAACAGCAGCAGUAGCAGCAGCAGCGGUGGCAGCACCGGCACGGCGGGGGGCAGCCCUCCUCUGCCGGCUGUCAGCAGCUCAGGGACAGUGGCCGGCCUCUUCAGCUUCCCCAUGCCCUCCUUACUCAGCGGCGUCGCCAACCGCAUCUCCUCCAACCCCCUGUCCAUGGCCGGAUCGUUGGCAGGGAACCUGCAGGAACUUUCCGCCCGCUACUUGAGCUCCUCUGCUUUUGAGCCUUACUCGCGGACCAAUGGCAAAGAAUCCAUGGACAAGAAGAUUCUGGAAUGA
Eleginops maclovinus (Patagonian blennie) is the source of this 1632-nucleotide messenger RNA. It is a transcript of the gene vax1, whose product is annotated as ventral anterior homeobox 1. Lineage: Eukaryota; Metazoa; Chordata; Actinopteri; Perciformes; Eleginopidae. Gene Ontology annotation, cellular component: nucleus. Gene Ontology annotation, biological process: central nervous system development; neuron differentiation; brain development. The record is from RefSeq and is a predicted model, not a curated record. The coding region runs from base 718 to 1632 and encodes 304 amino acids. The transcript has 3 exons. Gene Ontology annotation, molecular function: RNA polymerase II cis-regulatory region sequence-specific DNA binding; DNA-binding transcription factor activity, RNA polymerase II-specific.